This is a messenger RNA of Daucus carota subsp. sativus, 1340 nucleotides long. Its product is annotated as delta(12)-fatty-acid desaturase FAD2-like. NCBI's taxonomy places the organism in Eukaryota, Viridiplantae, Streptophyta, Magnoliopsida, Apiales, Apiaceae. Gene Ontology annotation, molecular function: oxidoreductase activity, acting on paired donors, with oxidation of a pair of donors resulting in the reduction of molecular oxygen to two molecules of water. Gene Ontology annotation, biological process: lipid metabolic process. The transcript has a single exon. Bases 44 to 1180 code for a protein of 378 amino acids. The record is from RefSeq and is a predicted model, not a curated record.
UUUAAACAAGUAUACAAUUACUAGUUGAUUCUUUUGCAGAUACAUGAUGAAACAAGAACUGGAUUCUCCGGUGAAAAGAUCAUCAAGAUCUCCCCACAUGAAACCUCCCUUCACUUUGGGUGAUAUUAAGAAAGCAGUCCCUCCGCAUUGCUUUGAGCGUUCUGUCAUUCGCUCUUUGUCACGCCUCCUGGUAGAUGUCAUUAUUUUCUUCUCGCUUUACUAUAUUGUGGCGACGUAUAUCUUAACGUCAGAAUUAGUACUGUCUUCUAGAUUAUAUUUUGUUACGUCUUGUAUUAUUUACUCUGCACUUCAAGGAUGCAUUAUGGCUCGAUUUUGGGCCAUAGGUCAUGAAUGCGGACACAAUGGCUUCAGUGACUACAAAUGGCUGGAUGACACAGUUGGAUUUAUCGUCCACUCUGUCGUCCUGUUUCCUUAUUUUUCGUUUAAGUACAGUCACCAUCGCCAUCACUUGAGAACCGGAUCUCUUGAAGAAGAGGAAUUUGAUAUCCCUUUACUCAAGUCUCAAGUUCCUCUGGUUUUCAAAUACCUCAAAAAUCCACUAGCAAGACUCUUGGUUAUUGCUGCAGUUCUAAUGGUGGCUGUGCCUCUGUACUUGCUUGUCAACUUCCGUGGUCGAGCUUAUGAUCAAUUGGCCUCCCAUUUUGAUCCUUAUAGUCCCAUAUUUUCACAUAAACAACGCGUUCAUGUCCUGCUUUCUGAUGCUGGAUGCAUUACCGUGAUCUAUGUACUAUACACUCUUGCUCUUUCGAGAGGGUUCACAUGGGUCGUUUUCAUUUACAUCGGACCAUACCUAUUUCAAAAUGCUAUGCUUAUCAUAGUAGCAUUACUUCAACAUAGAAACCCUCUUGUACCUUACUACAAUUCCUCCGAGUGGGAAUGGUUAAAGGGUUCUUUGGCUACCAUUGAUCGCGAUUUUGGAAUUCUCAACACGGUGUUCCUGCAACAUCCUAAUACUCAUGUAGCACACCAUCUCUUUCCGAAAAUGCCACAUUAUCAUGCAGUGGAAGCUACCAAAGCAUUUAAGCCUGUAUUGGGGGAGUAUUAUCAAUAUGAUUACACCCCUUUCUAUAAGGCACUCUGGAGUACUGUGAGUGAUUGUGUCUAUGUCGAGGAAGAUGAACAAAACAAAGGGAUAUACUGGUAUAACAGUAAAUUCUGAGUUUACAGGGUUGCAGGAUAUCCACAAUUAAGCGUCUAUUUUAGCAAAAUCAUGACAAUGAUAAUGGCGUAUUCUUUUAAAUCAUUUUGUUUACUUGAAUUGUAUCAUCAUUGUAGUCGUUGAAGUUUUACUUGGAAACGAAGUCCGAUAGAUGCCUGGA